Messenger RNA from Andrographis paniculata, 2413 nucleotides. Its product is annotated as zinc finger protein BALDIBIS-like. Gene Ontology annotation, molecular function: DNA-binding transcription factor activity. The record is from RefSeq and is a predicted model, not a curated record. NCBI's taxonomy places the organism in Eukaryota, Viridiplantae, Streptophyta, Magnoliopsida, Lamiales, Acanthaceae. The transcript is spliced from 3 exons. The coding region runs from base 671 to 2266 and encodes 531 amino acids. Gene Ontology annotation, cellular component: nucleus.
CCCCAGCAGCUAAAUCUAUGGCUGACGAACUUUGAAUUAGAGAUAAAAGAGAUAUAGAGAGCCACUGGGAAGAAGAAGAAGCUCAAUUUCAAGAGAGAGAAAGAAGAGAGAGAGAGAGAGAGAAGCGAGACAGUGUGUGUAGGUUGUUGGAAGAAAAUAGAGGAAAUAUUCUCCUUAGCUUUCAAAAGGUGUUUUGGUGUUUUGCUCUUUAGAUGCCAAAUUACAUACAAAACCAAACCAGUUCAUCAUCAUCAUCAUCGUCUUCCUCAGCAUCAUCGUCGUCGUCAUCAAAAAAACUGUUGUUUGCUUCUGCUUCUGCUUCUGCAUCCAGUCUUUAGUUACGUUCUUGUGGAUUCAAAUUAAAGCUUUCUUCUGGCGUUGGAUGCUUCCUGUUUGGGUUUAAUUUCUGCUUCUUCUUCUUCUUCUUCUUCUUCAUCGAUCUCAAUGUUGACAUUUGAAUAACUCCAAACCCAGAUUAGAUUAUCUGUUUGUUUUAAUUUGGGGAAACUAGCUAGCUUCUGUCCACCGAUUUCUCUUUUGUUUUCUACCACUUUCUUUCUCUUUGCUUUCUUUUUGUCCAUUUUUAUCUCCCUCUCUUAUCCCAACCCCAUCUUCAAGAACACACACAUACAUAUACAUAUAUAUACAGACAGAUACAUACACUCCAACGAUGUCUGGUGAUGUUUUUUCUUCUACUCCCAUUUCCUCAGCUCCACCCACAGCAAUUUUCAGUCAAUUAGAAUCUGAACCAAACCCAAACCCUAACCCUAAACCCAAUUCCGCGAAGAAGAAACGCAGCCUCCCGGGGACACCAGAUCCAGAUGCAGAAGUGAUCGCCCUCUCCCCAAAGACACUGAUGGCGACGAACAGGUUCAUCUGUGAAAUCUGCAACAAAGGGUUCCAGAGGGACCAAAACCUGCAACUUCACAGAAGAGGGCACAAUCUCCCAUGGAGGUUGAAGCAGAGAGCCAACAAGGAUCAGAUCAGAAAAAAAGUUUACAUCUGCCCGGAAAAGACGUGCGUCCACCACGACGCGGGUCGAGCCCUGGGAGAUCUGACGGGCAUCAAGAAACACUUCAGCAGAAAACAUGGGGAGAAGAAAUGGAAGUGUGAGAAAUGUUCGAAGAAAUAUGCAGUUCAAUCUGACUGGAAAGCCCACUCCAAAACCUGUGGGACGAGAGAGUACAAAUGCGACUGCGGAACCCUAUUUUCCAGGAAAGACAGCUUCAUCACACAUCGAGCUUUCUGCGACGCAUUGGCUGAGGAAAAUGCAAGAAUCACUACAAUUGGGGCUAACAAUCUCAGCUUCAGACAUGAUCAUCAUCAUCAUCUCAUCAAUCCUCACCCUAAUUUGCAACAAGGACUCUCCAAUACCGCCGGAAUUAUCCCCGCCGCCGGCGGCCGUUUCGCCGGAAAUUUGCUCCUCGGAGACCCUAAUCACCACAAGCCAAGAUUGCCCCUUUGGUUGGAGCUCGACCAUCAUACCUUCGACGAUCAAAAUCCCAAUCUUAAUUUCAUUACAUCCAAUACUUCAACCACUCCCCAUCUCCCCGACAUUAUCCACAUCCCUUCCAACAAUCUUUUCGGACCAAACUAUGCCAAUUUGUCACUAUCCCCAUUGAAGGAGGAGCCCCAAAGCAGCAAAGGAAUUGCCAAUUCCACGGCAAUGGCGGAUUCGUUAAUCUCCCUUUACUCCGACACCCAAAGCAACCUCCAUCCGCCGGCGCCGGCGCCGCCAUUGUCGGCGACUGCACUCCUCCAGCAAGCUGCUCAGUUAGGCUCCACCAAAAGCGCCUCCUCGCCGUUCCUCGGCGGCGCUUCCGCCGCCGUCGGAGUAAUGAAUUCUUCCAACUCCCCUUCGUCGUCUUCCUCGACGACGAACACGCUUUCAACAUCAUCUUUCAGCAGAAGCGAGCUGCACCAGGUGUUUGCCCAACAACAGCCGCCGCCGGAGAAUAAUCCGGCCACCAAAUCCGCCGACGAUUUGCUGAAUUUCAGCGCUGCCAUUGAAAACAGCAAUCUUCAUCAUUUCCAGCAGCAGUCGGCAGCAUCAGCUGGAGCUAGUGUCAAUGCAAUGAACUUGAACUUGCAUUCGGGAUUAAUGCACGGCGUGGAGCAUAGUUUUACGAGAGAUUUUCUUGGUAUGGGCGGCGACGGCGGCGGGGGAGGCGGCGCCGGCGCCGGGCCGUACUUGUCGCAAGAGCUGGCUAAAUUGGCGUCCAUGAGUUCAGCCAUGGGGCUCAGCCAUUACACCGUCAACCACUAGCAGCCAGCCGCCAGUUCGAUAUGUGUAAUAAAUAUCCCUUCCCAAAAAAAAAAAAAAAAAAAACAUUUUUAAUUUUAAAUUAUUAAUUAGCUCUUUUAAAUUCUACCGUGUAAUAAUAUGCGACAAUUUUAAGGUUUUCUUGUAGCA